AACCUAUAGCAGUGACGUCCAUCCAAGCAGAAGAUUUUUCAUUAAUUAGCAAGUAUCUUGGUGGAAUUUUAACAACACAAGAACUAGAUAGACUUAAGAAAAUGCAUAAUCUAUAUGUAGAAUUAGAGGCAAAUGGUGCACUAAGUAAAAUGAAAAACUCAAUUAAAGCACAGUAUGGGCCAAUAAGUAUGACAACAUUAGAAUUUGAAAGAAGACUUGAAAUAGGUUGGAGUAACAGAAUGAUAAAAAUAUAUGCUCUAAAGCAAAAACAUCAUGUAGAUGCAAUAAAGAAAGAAAUUGUUACAAAAUUUCAAAAAGCAUUUACAAAAGAAAAAGCCAGGCUUCGAAAGGAGAAAAAGGAAAAAAGAAAAGCCCAAGCACAGCAAUCAACGCAUCAAAUGAUGAAGAAAGAAAUUACGACAAAACAGAGUAUAGAUAAAAGUAGACAAAAAAUGUGGAAAGUGCUAAAAGAGCUGAAGGAAGAAUCAAGACUGAAAAUUAGCUGGAAGAACAUUGAGGAAAUAGCUAUUUUGAGGUUCAAGAACAAGACAGAAAAGGUUACAAGUGAAAGAAUGUGCAAGGAAAAUUCUGAUAAAGAAACCUCAAGA
Cetraspora pellucida is the source of this 608-nucleotide messenger RNA. Lineage: Eukaryota; Fungi; Glomeromycota; Glomeromycetes; Diversisporales; Gigasporaceae. The record is from the annotation of a GenBank genome assembly.